CUAGCCUGACCGCCGCCAUGAUGCUGUACCUGAUCCUCCUCAUCACUGCCGUCUGCAGCUCCGUCUGUGGGACAUCGCAGGACACACGGCACCUUCCAUGGAGCACCUCCGACUUGUGCCUCAUACGGAAAGGAUGCCAAGGAAUCGCUCUGACCAAGCCGAGCCCCGAUGUCACGUUUCCGAUGAAGGACCUGUGCAGAGCUGCGGGGAGCAUGCUCAGUUCACUCGACCCCGACAUCUGUGAAUCGCUACUGGCUGUGGAAAGAGAGGACCAAGCAGACAACGACAAGCCUUAUCCAGGCGACUCGGACAGCCAGCCUCCUCAGCCAGACCUGGUUUCCCUGGCCCUCAGCGGGCGCACAAAUUACUUUUCCGUCUGUUCUGACAUCCACACUGCCCUGUCCCUGUUCAAUGCUGUGUCUAGUGGUGUCCACGACAUCAUGCCUGUAGGUCUGACCAGCCCGAUCUCUGUAUACUGUGAUCAGACCACAGAUGGGGGAGGGUGGACGGUCAUACAGAGGAGGUUUGACGGGUCUAUCGACUUUAACCGACCUUAUAACGCCUUUGUGCACGGGUUUGGGUCAGCCAAUGGUGAAUAUUGGAUGGGGUUGGAGAAUAUGUACCGGUUAACCAGUCAAGACGCGUACGAGUUGUACAUAGAGCUUGAAGAUUGGUCCGGCGUGGUCAAGUACGCCAAGUAUUCGUCAUUCUCGGUGGGGAGUAGUGGUUCUAACUAUCGCCUUUCUGUCGGUGGGUACAGCGGGACCGCUGGGGAUGGGUUCUACUUAUCACAGUCAUCAUCAUACGGUUACAACCUAUCGGGUCAUUCCUUCAGCGCUAGGAAUGCAGACCGUGAUUCCACUAUCGCGUCGUGUGCUGUUGACUACACUCGCUGGACGGGAGGGUGGUGGUACAACGGCUGUGCUGGAUCUGCCCUGAACGGCCCGUACCUGCGCCCCUCUGACCGUACCAGUUACAGUGGCGCCGGCAUCUAUUGGCGCCCGUUUGGAGGCUCCUAUAGCUCAUAUCUGAAAAAGUCCAAAAUGAUGGUCCGUCCUGCCAACUUCCAGCCUUGAGGUGCCGGACACUGACCCAGCUGACAGGUCGAGGAUUCAAAACAAAGUGUUCACGUUUGAGCAAACCAUCUUCCCACUCUCACUGUCAAUUUUUCUUGAAUAUGUGAAAUCUCAAAACUUAUA
Messenger RNA from Branchiostoma belcheri (Belcher's lancelet), 1199 nucleotides. Its product is annotated as fibrinogen-like protein A. The record is from RefSeq and is a predicted model, not a curated record. The transcript is spliced from 3 exons. The coding region runs from base 18 to 1076 and encodes 352 amino acids. Lineage: Eukaryota; Metazoa; Chordata; Leptocardii; Amphioxiformes; Branchiostomatidae.